AUGGUCGGAAUUAUUUUCGGUUUAGUAACAACUAUCAGCGGAAUUGUCGGUGUGUUUAUAGGAAAUUUAAUUGCCCAAGCUUUACUUUUUGGAUGGUGUGGCAAGACAUUCAAAACUAGACGUGCUCAUUCAAUUGCUGCCGGAAUCGGAUCUCUGAUAUCAAUUCCUUGCCUAUUCAUCGUUUUUAUUUUUGGCUAUACAAGCGAAAUGUUAAUAUGGAUUCUCUGUGCUAUUGCAAUUACUGGUCUUUGUUUUAACUGGAGUUUGAAUGUUGAAGUUUUGAACUUUGUUGUCGCCCCAGAACGACGAAGUACUGCAUUUUCCUACUUAACUUCAUCUUCUCAUUUGUUUGGCGAUGCUUCAGGACCAUAUAUUAUCGGAGCUAUUUCUGACGCAAUUCAAGCGAAGCAUCCAAAUAUACCUGAAUGGAAUUACAAAUCGCUAGCCUAUGCGUCACUAUUAUCGCCAUGUUUAAUGAUUGUGUCAACAGUUUUGUAUUUCUGUGCCGCCGUAAUGUUCCUUCGAGAUGCUAACAAAUUGGACCUUGAAUUGAAACAGCAGGAAGAAAAUGAUAAAAUUGACGGUCAGAUUGCGGGACAUUGGGAUGAUGUCGGAGACGACCAACUGUCAACAAAAAUUUGA
Caenorhabditis bovis is the source of this 642-nucleotide messenger RNA. The record is from the annotation of a GenBank genome assembly. Lineage: Eukaryota; Metazoa; Nematoda; Chromadorea; Rhabditida; Rhabditidae.